Ruditapes philippinarum (Manila clam) is the source of this 2693-nucleotide messenger RNA. Its product is annotated as thrombospondin-2-like. The record is from RefSeq and is a predicted model, not a curated record. Gene Ontology annotation, cellular component: extracellular matrix. The transcript has 6 exons. The coding region runs from base 634 to 1278 and encodes 214 amino acids. Gene Ontology annotation, molecular function: metalloendopeptidase activity; protein binding. Gene Ontology annotation, biological process: extracellular matrix organization. Lineage: Eukaryota; Metazoa; Mollusca; Bivalvia; Venerida; Veneridae.
GUGAACUUCGAUAUUGAAUGGAUAGAUAGUUACAAUGCAUAUACAUGUAUGAAUACUUUAAACUCACUACAUCACUAUAACGGAUAUCCGAUGUGAAAACUAUACUAUUGGUAUAACUAUAAUAAUUAUCUGAAUUUAUGGAUUUUACGGCUACCGUACAUACUUUACGGCGGUAAACACAAACUACUGUGAGAGACGAGAACAGGUUGUGGUAUUCGUGAGAGAUGGAUUUUAUGAAUGGAAUAUGAAAAUAUGUGUGGUUUGUAAGUCUGGUGUCUGCGAGAAUGAUAUAAUCUAGUAGUCAGUAACUGCUGGUAUUACACCUGUAUGUGUACACGAUAUAACAUUAAAACAACAACACUUCUCAUCAAUUCACACCAUACAACUCGUUCCUGAAAUGACGGUUAUCGUUCAAUAUUGCAUCUUGUGACAUAGAAUGUCGUAAUUGGAAAAUAUCUAGGACAUAAAGUUAGAAUUUUUAAGAAGAAAGACUUGUAUUGAUUGAUCGUAGGCAAUGGAGUAUGUUUAAACGCUACACAACAACAUGUUUACUAGUUAUAACAUCUGGCGAGAUGUAACGUGGAUAUAUAGGUGCCGUACCUGAUUACUAUUAUACAGUUUUGUGUGUGAACUAUGAGGUUAGGCUACAAUGUUUUACAGAUAGCAAUAGUUAUUCAACAAGUGAGUGAGGUGUUGGGACAGUCCGGGGAAUGGGCCAAUUGGGGAGCGUGGUCAAAAUGCAGCGUCACGUGCGGAUAUGGAGUUCAGAAGAGGCAAAAGGCCUGGAAAUCACGAGAACAAUCUGGCAACAAAAAGAAUGAAUUCUUUUAUGAAGACAUAAUCGAAUGUAUUGUUGAUAAACCAUGUCCGAUUGAUGGAUCUUGGGGAUUUUGGGGUCCAUGGAGUGAGUGUACGAAGAUGUGCGACAACGGGACAACAACACGAAAGAAGCAGUGCAAUGCGCCUGAGCCGCAAAAUGGAGGACUUGAAUGCGAGGGGAGAGAUUAUGCUACAACUUCGUGCAAUGUCUGGGCUUGCCCUGAUUUGCCACCGCAUUUUGACAUCAAACAAUGCAACGAGACGACGUUUAUGUGCCUCAGUGAACUGCAAUGCAUUCCUGAACACAACCGAUGUGAUAAUACGUUACAAUGUCAUGAUGGUAGUGACGAACAUGACUGUUAUUACUACUACAAUGCUUCAGGGACCAACGAUCUUUCUAUUUUGCACAUAUUCUGGACCACUGUGUUUACUAUAGUGUUGGCCCUCACGACUUCCUGAUGGUAAAUGUUCGAACUAAUUGCCGAAAAGAACCAAGAAUCCGAAGUGUACAGGCUUAAAACAUGUUAAAUGAACAUGCAAUUUUUCAGGAUUGUAGAUUUGAUUGGUUAAAAGACUUGGACAAAUGUGGGACGAAUUGAAUGAUUUGUUAGAUGGACUUAAAGAUGGUAUUUUUGUCCAUCUAUGAUAUUCUAUAACAGCUGAUUGUUGAAGGUAUCAACAAAACUUAUUGCUUGACAUUGUUUAGAAUUGAACUAAAUAGAUAUAUGUGUUAUAUAUAUAAAUAUGGACGCCGAGAUGUUUGAACUUCACUAUCUGUGAUAUCAUUUUCCCAUGCCGCCUGGAUAUUAGUAGUUGCUUUCUGGUGAAAGUAUGAAAGUUUGUUUUGUAGAUAAAGUUAGUGCGGUCUUCAAGAGUAGAGGGGCGUGUUUACUUUGAAAUACAUAUGAAUUUGCUUGAAAUAUGCUUACAUAAAGAACGGUAAAAACGAUCUUAGACAAAAUAGUGUUAUCAGAAUUGUUUAUGAAUCUAAAAUCAUAGAUAUCGGAAUUGGUAUUCAAGAGCUUGUGUUUGAUAUGAACACACAAUGAAGUGUAAGCAUUCAAAGCGUUAGUCUUGAAUGCGAAAAUAUAGGAUUGUUUGCCACCUUUUAAAUAAAACAUUAAUUUUUUUCUUAUUGUUUUUGUUAAGUAGAUAAUUUUUCACUUGUUCAAUCUUAGUGAUGGCUAAAAUAAGAUUAAAAAAUAGCUUGUAUUAAUUGAAAUACAUCAUCUUGAUGAAGCUUUAUUACCAACAACUGCAUAGGCUUACAACAGCAUAGGUUUACCAUUGGAUAGGGUUACCAAUGUAUAGGCUUACAACAGUAAAUGUUAAGCUUGAUAUCCACGGCAAUUUGCCAGUCUGAUUGGAUACCGUAUAUACAUGCGCAUAACAUUCCACCCAUCUUUGACUUUAUAUAGAUUCUGACAUCAUCACAACAUCUUUAAUUACAUAAUGUUUGUUUUGUUUAUAUUCUGCAUGUAUUAUUAUAAUAUUUUAAAUAUAAAUAAAUUCGCUGGUUUAUGCACCCACAUAUAUGAUCAUGACUUUGUUUAAAUACAAAUUUUGUUCUUACAUACCGAAAAGAAGACUCCCAAAAAUGUGUAUUCAAUUCUGUUUUGAAAUGCAAAAUUGUGCUUUCAGUUGAAUAAACGUAGAUCAGUUGCGAUAAAAGGGAUGAUUCUAUCUGUUAUUAGAAUAUAAUAAUCAUUACAUAAAUGAACACCUCUGAAAAAAUAUUUGUUUUAUUCAAAGCAUCAUGCCUCUAGAUUCAUGUCAAUAUUCAUAAAAAAUGUUUUUUAUUGUAUUUAAAAGAAAUAUAUUGCUAAGUGUACAUAGAAAGUACGUUUGAUUCAUAGAUUGCAAUCUACGAAAAA